Molecule: messenger RNA, 1499 nt
Organism: Penaeus vannamei (Pacific white shrimp)
Lineage: Eukaryota; Metazoa; Arthropoda; Malacostraca; Decapoda; Penaeidae
Biological process (GO): positive regulation of proteasomal ubiquitin-dependent protein catabolic process; endocytosis; peptidyl-serine phosphorylation
Cellular component (GO): nucleus; cytoplasm
Molecular function (GO): protein serine/threonine kinase activity; ATP binding
Source: RefSeq, a predicted model, not a curated record
AUGCGCAAGAAAUGCAGCUGCACAUCCAUGCACACACACGCACCCAAGAGCAGACCUAACCUCAGCACGCUCGCCCGGAGGCUGAGCUCUGCGAAGCACUCAAGUCGCCUCGCAGACACGGUCGCAUCGGCCCCUGUCGAGUCAGCAGACGCGACCGCGCUGGAGACACUGAGCCGGCAGGACGUGGAGGCGAUGCUGCAGGCCACGGGGACGCAGAUGCUGGGCGCCGGCUCCUACGGAAGCGUGUACGCCGUCCAGCACAGAAGGCAGACUUGCGCCCUCAAGUGCGCCCACAGCAACGGCGUCAUCCCUUUGUGGAGUGAGAUGAAGUGGCUGCAGAGCAUCGCCGGGGCCGGCGGAGCCCCUGUGCCCUUGGCCUCCUGCCCAGAGAGUCCUGCCCUCCUCAUGUCCUUCUGUGGAAAGGAAAACCUAAGGGAGUACUUGCGCAAAGGGGCGAGGUCUGGCGGCUUCUCGCUGGAGCACGUGCUCUCCCUGGCCCUGCGCGUGACGGAGCGCCUUCAGGACCUCCACCGGGCGGGCGUCGUCCACGGGGACCUCAAGGCCAACAACGUGACGCUGAGGCUGGACGCCGCGGGGAACCCCGAGUCCGUCCACCUCAUCGACUUCGGCCUCUCCCGCCGCGCCGGAGAGACGCGCCCGCCCAAGAGGGACGGCCGCGACAGGUACUGGUACUGCAGCUGCAUGGACAGCGGCUCGCCCCUGUCGCCGCUCUGCGACCUGCCCGGCCUCGGCGCCAUCUUCUACAAGCUGUUCAUGGGCAGACCCGACGUCCCGCGAGGCGCCGCUGACCUGGCCAAGCUGUGCGCGAGGCGCUUCCACGACGAGCGCCGCCCCGCCCUGGAGGAAGUGCGGCGGCGCUUGGCCGAGGUCUUGGUGUCCCUCCUGCCCUCGGAGGAGGAGCGGAGGGCGCCGGCCGCGAAGGAGGCCAGAAUCCUAGCGCAGUUCUGUGCCGACGCGGGCCUGCCCACCGUGGCCAUUCCGCAGCUGCACCAGCACCUGAGGCCGCCGCACACGGUGGCCGAGGGCGGCGACGGCAAGACGUUCCACACAGGCCAGAGUGGUCAAGCACGCGGGAAUCUCAGGGCGUUUAAGGACCUCCUGCUGGAGGCCAUGGAGCUCCGGGCGCUGGAUGGGCGCGGGCGCGGCAGCCAGCGCCUGGAGGGCGUCUGCAUCGAGAUGCUGUGUCUCGUGGCCACCGACGCCGCCCCGUCCGCCAAGCGCCCUCGCGAGGACGAGGGCGAGGCGGCCGGAGUGGCCGAGGGGACGCUCGCCCAGGCGCCCGAGAGCAAGCGCGCCCGCGGAGACCCGGAGCAGGUCGCUCGCGGCCCCGCCCGCUGAUGACGCCCAGGGACCAGGCGUCCGCCCGCUCCCUCGCGUCUGCCUUUUGGGUUUGUCCGGAAGCAUUUUGUGCAGGUUUCUUUCAGUUCAGCCACACAAAGAUUUGCUAAAGCAGCAGGCAAAGCAAAGAAAGCCUAAAA